AUGGACAUGAUGGAGAGAGGUCUCCGGAAGCUGACAACGUUAGAGCGGCGUGCGAGACAUGACCUGAAGAAGGCACGCAAGCGCAGCAACCUGCUGUUGAGUAGAGGAGUCAUGAUGCUAGAGGACGAAAAGCCUAUCGUCGCAGGCGUGCUCGUGCGCGCGGCAAGCCUCGGAGCGCUAGUAGAAACAUGCGUGCUCUCCUUUGAUAUGAACGGAAAGCUGCUGGACGGCUCACAGUUUCCGGCCGUGCUGCUGCUCAUGCACCAGUGGUUCGCGACGUCGGUGGUGCUAGCCGGUGAGUUCCACAAACUGUACAGCGAGGCGCUCAAGCACGCCAGCUGCGAGCCCGCCUGCCUGCACAAAGACAGCGACCCGCAGUGCGGCCGACAGCAAUUCAAGAUGAAGCUCUGUCACGCCGUCAGAUACUGGAUCAGGAGAUAUCCUCACCACUUCGACCUUGAUAGGCGGCUUGCCGAGGUUGUCAACAACCUGAGAAAACAGAUUGAGUCUGAGCAGAACACUGAACUACUGCAAUUGCUAGACUUAUCCACGGUGCCAUCGUUUGACUGGAUGAGAAACAUGUCGGUGCGACACAACAUGAGGAAUCACCCCCGCAAGGUGUCACUGGUGUUCAACCACCUGGACGCUGCCGAGCUGGCCGACCACCUGUCCUACUUGGAGUAUAAAGCCAUCAGGCGCAUAUCUUUUUCAGAUUACCAAGAUUAUGCUGUUCAGGGAACCAUACGGAACAAUCCACGACUCGAGAGAUCGAUCGCGCUGUUCAACAGCUUGUCGCAGUGGCUGCAAUGCAUGAUCCUCAGUCGCACCAACCCCGAGCAGCGCGCCCAAGUCAUGGUGAAAUUCAUCAACGUUGCAAAGCGACUUCGACAACUCCAGAACUUCAAUACUCUGAUGGCGGUAGUAGGAGGCUUGAGUCACAGCGCCCUGGCCCGUCUCACCCGUACUCACGCGUGUGUGCCUAUGGAGGCAAAAAAGUUACUGGUUGACUAUACGGAGCUGCUAUCCUCUGCCUCAAACUUCAGUAACUACAGGCGAGCGUUAAGCGAGAGCAAGGGCUUCAAAAUACCUAUCCUGGGUGUCCAUCUAAAGGACCUGAUUUCCUUACACACGGCGCUACCAGACAGGAUAGAGGGCGCCCUGAUCAACUUCAGGAAAAUCACGCAGAUGUACGGAAUAUUCAGCGAACUCAUGCAGCUUCAGGAUCAGCAGCAGUUCCCAGUGGCCACGAACAUUGAUCUCAUCAACACUCUGCGUCUGUCUCUCGAUCUUCACUACACAGAGGAUGAAAUAUACGAACUGUCUCUCGCGAGAGAACCCAAAACGUCUGUCUCGUCCCCCUGCCAGCCGCUACGACCACCAGUGUUCUCUGACUGGGCUGCCGGGGUUGUCACUCAGCCAGACGCGGCAACCAUCAACAAGCACGUCAACGCUAUGGUCGACGCCGUGUUCAAGCACUACGACCAUGACAGGGAUGGCUUCAUCUCACAGACUGAGUUCGACCAGAUAGCCAGCAACUUUCCUUUCAUAGAUUCCUUCUGCGUGUUGGAUGCUGACCAAGACGGCAUGAUCAGCAAGGCAGAAAUGAAGAAGUACUUUAUCAGAGCUAACUGCCACGUCGCCCUGCGCAGCGGCUUCAAGCACGAAUUCCACGAAACCACCUACUUCAAGCCGACCUACUGUGUGCACUGCACCGGACUGUUGUGGGGCCUCAUCAAGCAGGGUUACAAGUGCCGCGAGUGCGGAGCAAGCGCCCACAAACAUUGCAAGGACAGCCUAGUGAUGGAGUGUAGGAGACAGCUAAACUCCUCUCCUGGCCUCUCUCACCGUUCCAGCUCCUUCUCAAGUGCAGAUCUGUCAGUGGCCGCCAAGCGGCAAAUGAAUCGCAGGCAGAAGCGGCGAAACGCGUCGACCAUCAGUCAGCGUGGCACGCAGACCGACAAGGAGAAAGGCCCCGCCAUCGCUGCACCAUGCAACUGCGGCUCUCAGAGCGUGCCAACGGAGCGGCGCGUGCGAUUCCGCUCCAAGUCGGAGUGCGGGCCCGACGAGGACGAUAAUAGCGACAGCGACAGCGACAAAGAGCUGCAGGCCCGGCUGUUAGUGAAACGAGAGGGGACGGCGACGAGCAACGACAGUCUCUGCUCACAGGAGGGCGUCUGCUCGGAGUUGCAAGAGGAUCAGUACACGGAGGAGGGUGGCCAGUGCAGCCGGAGUCGUGACAGCAGGGUGAACGAGAGCAGCAGCAGCAGCACUGAGACGCUGAAGGAAGGGUUGAAAGUGGGCGAGGACAAUGUGUUCUGUGAUACGCAACAGCGUGGAACGCCUGCGUACGAACAGCAUAGCGAGAACCACAAAGACGGUGACGUCUGUAGACCUAGCAGUGACCACGAGAGCGCCCUGUGUUACGGUGACGACAGCCACGAUGCACUUUUGCAACGACUGGCUGAGGUUGAGGAGCAUCGUGCCAAGCUGUGUGGAGAGAACAGCACGCUCAGAGCUCAGCUGAGCGCUGCUAAUGAAGAAGUGCACAGUCUGCGCGAACACAUCGGGACAAUUCGCGAGCACACGGUCACCUUCAUUCUCAACCAGAUGGACAUAUUCCAUAUGCAGAAGGAUACUCAGGUGUGAGUGAGCCGGGAAGAAGCUUCCUGCCUAGCAUACAUCUCAUCUCGAUUGACUAUCCCCCUUGCCCAAAACACGUCUCU
Messenger RNA from Priapulus caudatus, 2723 nucleotides. Its product is annotated as ras guanyl-releasing protein 3-like. Gene Ontology annotation, cellular component: plasma membrane. The record is from RefSeq and is a predicted model, not a curated record. Gene Ontology annotation, molecular function: guanyl-nucleotide exchange factor activity; calcium ion binding. Gene Ontology annotation, biological process: Ras protein signal transduction; positive regulation of GTPase activity. The transcript is spliced from 17 exons. Bases 1 to 2646 code for a protein of 881 amino acids. Lineage: Eukaryota; Metazoa; Priapulida; Priapulimorpha; Priapulimorphida; Priapulidae.